Molecule: messenger RNA, 1089 nt
Organism: Fraxinus pennsylvanica
Lineage: Eukaryota; Viridiplantae; Streptophyta; Magnoliopsida; Lamiales; Oleaceae
Source: the annotation of a GenBank genome assembly
AUGGCGUACAGUGGAAAUAAUUCGUUACUGCCUCCAAAAAGUCCAUUUCCUAGCAUAUAUUCGUCAUAUGUUGAUUAUGUCCCUAGUUAUGGGGUUGGACCAAAAGGUCUUUCAAAGCCUAGAGAGGCAAAUUCACACCAUCAACGUACUUCCUCCGAGAGUUUUUUAAUAGAGGAACAACCUUCUUGGUUUGAUGAACUCCUCAAUGAGCCAGAAACUCCUGUGCGCAGAGGUCAUCGGCGCUCAUCUAGUGAUUCGUUUACAUAUAUUGACACCGUGAAUGUUGGAAACACAAAUUAUGUUGCUCCAGAUAAUUUCAAGUUCAAAAAUUUAACCUCGUUGCCUUCAUGGGGUUCUCAAGAUUUUGAAUUGUAUAGAGAUGUACAUCAUGGUUCUUCUUAUGGGGGGCCAAAUUCUUCAUGCAAAACCAAAAAUUGGACAUGGGAUAUGCCUACGAAUUCAGUUGCACCUCCUCGUGGACUUCCUUCUCCUGGGGAUAAUACCAUUAUUCAAAAUGCAGGAUCAUCAAGUACUUCAAGAGAAGCAGAGAGGAGUCCAUCUUCACCUACUGAAAAGCAGGAUCCUGGUGAAUAUGGCCCUCAUGACCCAAAAGGUUCUUCUGAAAAGGACUCAUUUCAUGCCAAGCAUUCUACUUCGGAGAUGGACACUAAACAUGCCAAACAGCAAUUUGCUCAACGUUCACGGGUCAGGAAACUUCAAUACAUCGCUGAACUUGAAAGAAAUGUGCAAGCUCUACAGGCUAAAGGCUCUGAAGUUUCUGCUGAGCUCGAAUUUCUUAACCAGCAGAAUCUCAUUUUGAAUAUGGAGAAUAAAACUCUGAAGCAAAGGUUAGAAAGUUUAGCUCAAGAGCAUCUAAUCAAGCACUUUGAGCACGAAGUAUUGGAGAGAGAAUUGGGAAGACUACGAGCUUUAUAUCAGCAACAGCAGCAGCCACAACAGCAGCAACCAUCUUCUAGCCAUCGACAUGCCAAAAGCUAUGAUCUUGAUCAACAAUUUGCUAAUCUUUCACUGAAACACAAGGAAGCAAAUUGUGGCAGCAAUGAGGUUUCUGGCCAACUUUACAUUUGA